Microthlaspi erraticum is the source of this 972-nucleotide messenger RNA. Lineage: Eukaryota; Viridiplantae; Streptophyta; Magnoliopsida; Brassicales; Brassicaceae. The record is from the annotation of a GenBank genome assembly.
AUGGAUGUUGCAGAUGAGAGCUGCUUGACGAAAGAACACUUGGACACAGUUAUUGAUUGGAUACCGUCGAUGAAGAGUCUAAAACUAAAAGACAUCCCUAGCUUUGUCCGUACCACUAAUCCCAACGACAUAAUGCUCAACUUCCUUGUCCACGAGAGCGGUCGAUCCAAACGCGCCUCUGCUAUCAUUCUCAACACAUUCGAUGACCUCGAUCAAGACAUUAUCCGGUCCAUGCAAUCAAAUUUACCACCGGUUUAUUCAAUAGGACCGCUUCAUCUCUUAGUAAACCGGGAGAUUAAAGAAAGUAGUGAGACUGGAAGGCUGGGAUCAAACCUGUGGAGAGAGGAGACAGAGUGUUUGGAGUGGCUCGAUACUAAGUCUCUAAACAGCAUCGUUUAUGUUAACUUUGGGAGCAUAACGGUUAUGAGUGCGAAGCAGCUCGCGGAGUUCGCUUGGGGUUUGGCGGGAAGUGGAAAAGAGUUUUUAUGGGUGAUCCGGCCGGAUUUAGUAGCUGGAGAGGAGGCGGUGAUUCCGCCGGAGUUUCUGACGGAGACAGCCGGUCGAAGGAUGUUGUGUAGUUGGUGUCCUCAGGAGAAAGUUCUUUCUCAUCCGGCGAUCGGAGGGUUCUUAACGCACAGUGGAUGGAAUUCGACUUUGGAGAGUCUCUCCGGUGGAGUUCCGAUGGGGUGUUGGCCGUUCUUUGCAGAACAACAAACGAACUGUAAAUUCUGUUGCGAUGAGUGGAAGGUGGGGAUGGAGAUUGGCGGAGAUGUGAAGAGGGAGGAGGUUGAGGCGGUGGUUAGAGAGCUGAUGGACGGAGAGAAAGGAAAGAAAAUGAGAGAGAAGGCGGAGGAGUGGAGGCGCUUGGCGGAGAAAGCGACGGAGCAUCCAUGUGGUUCGUCGGUUAUGAAUUUUGAGACAGUUGUCAAUAAUGUUCUCUUAGGACAGUUCCCCAAAAAAGGUCAUACUUAA